This is a messenger RNA of Cimex lectularius (bed bug), 1170 nucleotides long. Its product is annotated as lipase member H. Gene Ontology annotation, biological process: lipid metabolic process. The record is from RefSeq and is a predicted model, not a curated record. NCBI's taxonomy places the organism in Eukaryota, Metazoa, Arthropoda, Insecta, Hemiptera, Cimicidae. Gene Ontology annotation, molecular function: lipase activity. Bases 59 to 1081 code for a protein of 340 amino acids. The transcript is spliced from 7 exons.
CUUUCAUUGCUUUCGCGACCGGGCGAAAGAAGCGGGUGGUUGAUUUUUUUUCCUCGCGAUGUUGGUAUACCCGAUUUCUCUAAUCCUACAACUUUUAUGCACACCCAUCACAAUUACAUAUGUCGGCACACCCUACACCGCACUCAUAUUGCCGAAAGGACAUUGUAAAUUAUGCUGUCCGAUGGAAGAAGACGACGUCACAUUCCACAUCUACGGAAGGGAUCGUCAUCAUUUCUACUACCAGCAGUAUAAUGAGAAGGACCAGAAGGAAAUUCUUCAUAACGGAAAGACAAAUGUGAUUUACAUCCAUGGAUUUUCAGAACAAGCUAGCGGUCCAGGCGGCCAAGAGAUGAAAGAUGCAUUCAUGACGAGGACCACGGUAAACAUAAUUCUUGUCGAUUGGCGAAAACUGGCAGCUCUGCCAUGGUACGACCACGCGAUAAAGAACACCCUUUAUGUCGCCAAAGCGGUCGCCAAAUUCAUCGACGACCAUGUGCACAGCGGCGUGCCGCUCCACAAAUUCCACGUCAUCGGUUUUAGCCUGGGUGCUGAAAUCGCAGGCCUCGUCGGCAAUCUUGUCAAAUCUGGAAAAUUGUCGAGAAUAACUGGUCUCGACCCGGCGAAGCCGCUUUACAGCCACAAAAGCCCAGAUCAGCAGCUCUCACCUGACGACGCCCAUUUCGUCGACGUCGUCCACACAGACGGGGGCAUCCUCGGCUUCCUGAUGCCCAUGGGACACGCGGACUUCUACCCCAACGGAGGCACACCGGCGCAGCCGGGCUGCGCCGUCGAGGAUUUCGCCAGAACCAAGAACUUGGAGGAAUUCAUUGCUUGCAGUCACAGCAGAGCAUGGAAAUAUUACGCAGAGACCGUGAGACAUCCGUUUAAUUUCCCCGCAGCACCUUGCCAUUCCGAAAAGGAUUUCAAGCAUGGAAAAUGCCCCAUAGACGAAUCGAAAGGCAUCUACAUGGGCUAUUUGGUCUGUCCAAAACUGAGAGGAACAUUUUUUCUCAACACUACUCACUACCCACCGUACGGCGUUGGAGGAGAAGACUAUUGGGAUGGGCAUCACCACCAUUGAGGCCUUUCCCUGUCCAUACUAUUUUCCUAAUUCUUCUAUACCUAAGUAUAGUACUUUUUGUAUUUUUUUAUAUAUAAAUUAAUUAUUUU